AUGGCGGCGGCUCUCAUGUUGGCCGGCCGGGUCGAGGAAGCCAUCGCGGAGCUCGAGUACGCCACAGCAGAGAUGUCGGAAGACGUGGAAAACGCCACCACCAGCGACAUCAGCAGCAAGAGAUAUAGCGAUGGUGAUGCCGAUAAGAGCGGGGGUGUCAAGGUGGCGGCUCUGACAACGGCGGAGACCGCAGCAAGGAACAAAACUGCGGCCUUCCUGUGGGAUAGCCUCUCAAGCGCUAGAUCAGCUGCUGGAGAUAUCUCCGGUGCAGUUGCCGCAGGGAGAACGGCACUCAACCUCGUGGGUGACGAGCCCGGUCUCUACCACAAUAUGGCGGUGCUAUUCCAGAAGGCGGGGUUGCUGGAGGAGGCACGGGACGCCUGGCUCACCGCGGUGGCGCUCGACCCAGGCUGCGCACCCGCCCUCACCGGACUAGGUCACCUCGAAGGAGCACGGGGAAACAUCGGGCAGGCACGAGAGUUCUAUGAAGCAUCCCUGGCGGCUUUGCGGUCUCCCGAAGUGGGCAAAAACAGUGGUCACAGCCACAUCACCGGUCAGGACGGACAUCUAAUUUCGAUGUUCCUUGUCGCCACCGCGGUUAUCCCCUCCCUCUACGAGUCCAACGGCCAUAUUACGAAGGGCUUCGAAGACGUGGAGGUACGCCGGAAGCUCGCGCGUGCUUACUGGAAGUUUGCCCCAUCGCUCAGGUAUUGCGCGCCAUUCCUGGCAACCGAUGGCGACAAGUCUAUCGGACACUACGCACCAGGAGCAAGCGACGCGCGAGUACCUGGCGAGCUAGGUCCGCCGACGGUAGGAGAGCUGCCGGAGGAGCCGCAGGAUUCGCUAAACAGGCCGGCAGACAGGGCGGACGUGCCGCCGUCGGGUUUACGAGCAGCGCCCACCACGUCGCUGGCUACCGGGAUCGAGGGUAUGCCUGCAGGAGUGGGAACGGCCAGCAAGGCUCGGGAAGAUCUGGACGACACGGGCGGCCGAAACACGCAGGGGUUCUCUUCAUCACCACCGCCGUGUCGUCGCCGUCGCAUCAGGCGUCCUCUUCGUGGAGGGGCUCAAGGGAAGGAGGGGUUGCCGGAAGUGGGGGAGAUGGAAGGAAGAAUAGCGCGGAGAGGGACCACGUGUACGAUGCGGUGCGGACGGGAGUGGAGCAUGUGCUGGACGUGCCACUUAGCAGGCAUGAACUUCGAGUCGUAUUUCUUGUCCUUCGCCCGCCUGGCGCGAAGAUCCGCCGCGUUUUGGGGGCACGCUGUCACGAGCGGCAUCAGCGCUUUCGACGCUCUUUCCGCGCCCAAGGGCGACGUCGACGACCCCGGCCCAGCCGCAGGGGCGCAGGCGGCGAGCGUCGGCGUUGCUGAUGAUGCUGUAGGAGGGAUCGACUACUUCGUGUCUUCGUGGCUGUUCGAAGAUGUGGGCCUCGGCCGGCGGGCCCAGCGCAAGUACAGUGAGAGGCUGUACUUGAUGAAAGGUCUCACGACGCGGUUCGGCCGCCCAACACCUACUGUCCCAGGCCUCGUUACUCGAGAAACCUUGGGCAUUCCUCCCCGCAUCCUCCCGCCUGCUCGGAGUGGCAACCCCUCCCAAGUUUCGUCCUGCGGUAACGCCUUUGCUACUCCUACCGCUUGUGCUUCUUUCGAAGCCGACAAAGAUGCCUCUUUCGCAGCCGACGAAGAGCCCGCAAGAACUGCAGCAGACGGACGACCGCUUGCGGUGCCACCGACAUGCGGAGCGCUGUACCUGGUGCCCCAGACUCUGUACAAGCUGCACCCGGACUUCGAUCGGCUUGUGGCAGGGGUGCUGAGCGCCGACCCGUCCGGGUGCGCGGUGUUCAUACGAGCUUUGGAGGCCUACAUGACAGAGGGAGUGGCGCGGAGGAUGGCAAGAACGCUUCUGACCGCCGGCGUAGAGCGAGAACGAGUGGUGUUCGUUCCCCGGGUGGGGCUGAAGGAGUUCUCAGGCCUGGUGGAACUGGCCGACGUGGUGCUGGACCCCUUUCCCGUUGGGGGUGGCCGGUCGUCCCUAGAGAUCUUCGCCGUCGGCGUUCCCAUAGUCAUGCUGUACAGCAGGACGUCUAUCCUCCAGUUAACCUACGGCAUGUACGCGACCAUGGGCCUGCAGGGGGCUGUGGGUCAAACGACAGGCUCGAGCGGAGUUGCUGGUGGCCCCGUGUCACUGGUGACGUACUCGGAGGAUCAGUUCAUCCGUAGCGCCGUUGCCGUCGCCACGGAUACAGAACUUAACGGGCGCUCCAGGGAACUGAUCCUCGCGAACAACCAUCGUCUCUACGAACAAGACACGGUCAUCACGGAGUGGGAGGACUUCCUUGAGGGAAUCGUGAGCGUUCCCCGCCCUGCCGCCACCGAGUUGGGGCAUGGGCGACACAAGGGCCUCGCUGUCGACGUCUCCGACUUUCCCGACAAGCUCCCGUGGUGUAGUGCUUGCGGGCUUAUGGCCAACAUAUCUCUAGGACAAGCGGCGGUCAAGCCCUCAUCGGAGGUGCACGGCCCUCAGCCAAGCGGGGUCAACGUCGACGGCAACGGCAACCCUGAUGCCAGCGCCAAUGUCGAUUCCGAUGGCAGUCUAGUCGGGGGCGACGUCGGGUCGGAGCCUCUCUACGCGAUCGAGUUCUCCGUGGCGCCACCGCGCGAGGGAGAGCAGGCGUCUCAACUUUUGGCCGAGCUGUACCACGGCAGCAACCCCAUGGAAGUCGCAGACAGGCUCAGGGAGGAAGGAGCGCUGGACUACCUCCAGUACAGGGUCCUGCUGGAGGUCCGGCAAGGAGACGAGCUGUACCAAGUAGCCCGAUGGCAUUGCCGGCGGUAUUCCUUGGGCCCAGAACGGAUACCGGUUCUCAAUACAAGACUAGAAAAGGAACUCCCUCAGCACGCCGACCCCGAGUGGAUAUCCUCGAGGGCGGAAGACCGAGCGUGCUCAAUGCCAGAGCCCAUGUCACGAACGCGAUACUCUUCGUCAAUUUCCUCCGAUGACGGCACAAUGGGAAAUUACCCGCUCCCAGUCUCCCGCGCUUCAAAUGGCGACCACCGGGCAACGCUGAACACGCCACCCGUGUCAGCCCCUAGAGGAGCAUCGAUAGAGUUUCGUGGGCGUGGUUUCGAGGUUGGCCGAGGAGGGUUAUUUCCCGCUCAGGGUGAUGUUUGGGGUACGGGCCAGGAUGACGACGAAGACGACGACAGAGGGUGUGUCACGCUCGCCAUCACCACAUGCAAGCGCCUUCGGGCAUUCCUGGGGACGGCGGAGGGUCUUCAGGCCUUGCUCGGGCCUCUACCGCGAGGCGAAGUGAGAGGAGACAUCGCGGGCCCGAGGGUAUGCCAAGUUCUGGUCGUCGAUGACGGUAGUUCUCCCAAGGACCGCGGGGUGAUGAUGUCGGUCUUCCCUAAAUUCACCUACGUCUUCAAGGGUGCUGGUGACGCCAAAGGUGAUUUUCGGCCUUUCUCGGACGAGUAA
Messenger RNA from Ectocarpus siliculosus, 3477 nucleotides. The record is from the annotation of a GenBank genome assembly. Lineage: Eukaryota; Phaeophyceae; Ectocarpales; Ectocarpaceae.